Electrophorus electricus (electric eel) is the source of this 4628-nucleotide messenger RNA. It is a transcript of the gene cnot4b, whose product is annotated as CCR4-NOT transcription complex, subunit 4b. Gene Ontology annotation, biological process: protein ubiquitination. Lineage: Eukaryota; Metazoa; Chordata; Actinopteri; Gymnotiformes; Gymnotidae. The record is from RefSeq and is a predicted model, not a curated record. Gene Ontology annotation, molecular function: metal ion binding; ubiquitin-protein transferase activity; RNA binding. Gene Ontology annotation, cellular component: CCR4-NOT complex.
AGGUGCAGCUGCUGUAUAUGUUCAUAGUGGCUGUGAGAAAGGCUUGAUAUUUUCACUUAACAGCAGAGAAAUAGUUCCCUAAAGAGGUCAGGUCCCUGUUUGCUAAAACUUCGGAAAUCAUAAAGAUUUCUUAACAAGCACGUCUCAGCUGCUGUGAAUAAAUCUUAAGAAGAACAGAUUUAGACAGGAUGUACAAGUUGCAGGUUGUUGUCCUGACACCACCGUGUUUGGCUUUCUCCCUCCUCCAGUGUUCGGGAUGAGAGUUGAAGAGAUGACUGUCAACGCUCACUGUCUGUAGUCUCCCCUGUGAGGAAAGUUGAAGAUCCACAUACACAGGGAAGUGCUCAAUGCUAAGGUUGCUUCUAAAGAUGGAGGGAUGAAUUGUACUAAAGACACAACUAAAGCCCUCUUGCACUCUAGACGUCACUCCGUGAUGUCCCGUAGCCCUGAGGUCAAGGAGGACCCCAUGGAGUGUCCCCUGUGCAUGGAGCCUCUGGAGAUCGAUGACAUCAACUUCUUCCCCUGCACCUGUGGCUACCAGAUCUGCCGCUUCUGUUGGCACCGCAUCCGCACGGACGAGAACGGCCUGUGCCCCGCCUGCAGGAAGCCCUACCCAGAGGACCCGGCUGUGUAUAAGCCCUUGUCCCAGGAGGAGCUGCAGAGGAUCAAGAACGAGAAGAAGCAGAAGCAGAACGAGCGCAAGCAUAAGAUCACAGAGAACCGCAAGCACCUAGGCAGUGUGCGUGUCGUCCAGAGGAACCUGGUGUUCGUCGUGGGCCUGUCACAGAGACUCGCUGACCCAGAGGUCCUGAAGAGACCAGAAUAUUUUGGGAAGUUUGGGAAGAUCCAUAAAGUGGUCAUCAACAACAGCACCUCCUAUGCUGGCUCACAGGGUCCCAGCGCAAGCGCCUAUGUCACUUACAUUCGUUCAGAGGAUGCUCUCAGAGCUAUACAGUGUGUUAACAACGUAGUAGUAGAUGGCAGAACACUAAAGGCGUCUUUAGGUACAACAAAGUACUGCAGCUACUUUCUAAAAAGCAUGCAGUGUCCCAAACCGGACUGCAUGUAUCUGCAUGAGCUGGGCGAUGAGGCGGCUAGUUUCACAAAAGAGGAGAUGCAGGCAGGAAAACAUCAGGAAUAUGAACAAAAACUUUUACAGGAGCUCUACAAAAUGAACCCCAACUUCCUACAGAGUUCUACAGGUCCUGGAGAAAAGACAAAGGGCAAAUCAGGCUCUGUACAGAGUUCCAACAGUAGCAACAAAGAGGCGUGGCCAUCAUUACAACCCAUGGAAAAAACGACCAAUGGGCUUUUAGAACAUCGCAAGAGCCCACCUCUGGAUGGAGGCUCAGACUGUGAGCAGCUGACUCCAGAUGGGCUUGACUCUGAGCUGGGCCUCGGUCCCCUCCCUGCCCUCUCCUCCUACUCCUCAAACUGUGAACUUUCCAGCCCUAGUGACAAACCUCCAGAAGCCAUCAGUUUAGGGAACGGAGAAACAUUAUCACAGAUCCCCUGCAGUGACUCUCCAUCGCCACCUCCUGGCUUGCCCAAGCCAUGUCUGGUGGUGCCCAUCAGUGUAGCAGGCUUGACGGCACGCUCGCCCUUCGAGGGGGCAGCCGCUGAGUCACAGUCUCUCUUCUCUGAUAACAGUAACUUCCGGCACCCUAACCCUAUCCCCAGCAGCCUCGCAGCCUUCCCCAGCUCCACAAACAGCAACACGGACUGGCCCACUGCUCCCGAACCACAAAGCCUCUUCACCUCAGAUACCAUACCAGUAUCAUCCUCUACAGACUGGCAAGCAGCAUUCGGUUUCGGCUCGUCCACCAAGCAGCAAGAGGACGACCUCGGGUUUGACCCCUUCGACAUCACCCGCAAGGCACUGGCUGACCUCAUCGAGAAGGAGCUGUCGGUGCAGGACAAAUCCUCACUGUCCAUGGGCCACAUGACCCCUUCGCUGGGACUGCCCCAUGGGCCUGCACACAGCCCUUUCCGCGGCAAGGGCCCGCUACUGCCCACCUCCCAUGCACACUUCCCACCAAACUCUGCAUUGCCUCCACGCGGCUUCUCACAUCUCCCCCAGCGGGCCGUCUACAGCUCGUUCAGCUUUCCAGGCCAGUCACAGGCCUUGCGCCACAGCUGGCUGGCUAUGUCGGUGCGUGGGGCAGUUCCGCACCUGAACCACAGCGCUCCCGCUGCCCCCUCCGCCACACAGCACAGCAGCUUCUUGGACUUGACUUUCCCACAGCAGCACAGCACGGGGCUAGGAGGAAUACCCAUCACAGAAAAUUGCAGUUCAGUAGAGAGUAUAAAUGUGAAAGAGUGGCAGGACGGCCUCCGAGCACUUUUACCCAACAUCAACAUAAAUUUUGGAGGGCUGCCCAACUCCUCAUCCUCCUCUUCUUCCUCCUCCUCCUCGUCCUCGUGCAGCGUGAACCACACAGGGGGCAUCACACACAGCUUGAGCUGGGAUGGCACAGCCAGCUGGAUGGAUCCUGCCAUCAUCACAGGUAUCCCAGCAUCCUCGGGUAAGAGUCUGGACUCUCUUCAGGAUGACAAUCCUCCACACUGGCUUAAGUCCCUGCAGGCCCUCACAGAGAUGGACGUCCCAUCUGGCUCCACAGUACCCCCCCAACCCCCGCACAGCACAUCCUUUGGGCCCCAGGUCCCCCUUCACAGAGCCAGCUGGGCCCCUUAUCCACCCCCACCCUCAGCCAACCCUGCCAGCCAGUUCCACUCUCCUCCACCAGGGUUCCAGACAGCAUUCAGACCCUCAGCCCAGGCCCCCACAGACCUGCUCCAGAGUGCUGCCAUGGACCGCCACUAGGGAAUGUGAAACUAACACCUCUUCCUUUACUUUGAAAAAGCCCAACAAACACAGCAAGCCAAAUCAAUUCAAAAAUACAAAACAAUUAACAAAAAUAAGAUUAUGUAUUUUUUUCUUCCUCCUGUCUUAUUACAUCUUUCUUAGUUUCAUGUCUUCUUGGUUCAGUCUUUGUAUUCACCAGGUGCUCUAUCCCAGCAUUCCAGGCCUCAGUGAUCAUAAGCAACUGAGUUCUCUAACACAUCAUAUUUAAGAAGAGAUUUAAAUAUUUGAGGAUUUUUAGCAUGGGGAAAUUGGAAAGUGGUAAUUCCAGUGAAAUGUGUUGUAUAGAAAUUAGUGUUGUAAAAGGAAUGGAUUAGAGUACUGGAGAAGACUCCAUUGAAGCAAUGCAACUUGGUCUGAAACAAGUAGUUCUGCCUUUAAAGCUAUACCAAAAAGAUUAGUACCCAUUUAACACCUGCCUGCACAGAGAAUAUGCUCCUUUCCACAAAUCUUUAAGGCCAAGUCAUUCAAAUCAAUAUCCAAAAAAUCCUCCUUUUUAAAAAAAAUCAUACUUACUUGGCAUUCUGCUAUAGAGGUUUAUUGGAAAGCAAAAGAAUGCAAAAAAUCUUUCCCUCUGUAUGUUUGGACUUUAACACUGUUCUGUUCUGGUUGCAGCAGUAAGGCUUUGUGGGGGUUCUAAGUGCACUCCCCUCUUAGAAUGUGGUUAUGACUCUUAUGAGCCAAGCCUUUAAAAUAAAAUCGAACAGGAUCUGCCCUGGACCGCGCCCCAUUUUAUUGGCACAGCCUUUUGGGGAGUGUAUUUCCAACCCAUAUGACUGGUACUAGGUAGGUCAGGGAGCUUUUUAACUGCAACACUGCACUUAACCUCUGUAUCAGAGGGUGGUGCCUUGCAAAAAUAAGACAGAUGCCUCAGUUUGGAAGAGCAGCGAAACUGUAAAAUCUCUUCAAGCAAAGGGUAGGUGCAGCAGGUAGGGCACCACUGUGUGGUGUAUUUUAAUAGCUGCCCAUACCUGAAGAGGACAUGCAGAAAGUGCUGUGUGUGCUACAGGGUUAGAUUCCCUCAGGAAACGAUGGCUGCAACAUGGUGAAGGGCUGUAGGAGAUAUUGCUGGGUGUGCUGUGUCCACACUCAGAUAGGGGACUUGUUUUGAGGAGACACAUGAGACAAACCCAAAGCCAUUGUUUUUGUUCUGCUUGUAACAUCAGUGAGGAAAGCUCUUAAUUUUGCAUUCUUUGAACUGGUGGGUGUCUGACCGAAACAAACAAAUCAUGGGUACAAGUUUUGAUUGAAUGAUGUAGUGCAAGAGAAAAUGACUGACUGUUCCUUUAUUCAUUAAAAAAUGUCUGUUUUAAAGGUGAGUUAACACUGUCUGAAAAGUACUGGAGAAUGAUCAUCUUACUUUUGUUCCUCCCACUCUUGAAUACCUGAGCAAAGUGAUGAGCUGGCCACACUGAUGGUGGAAGCUGGGAUAGCAGUACUGGUAGGCAUCAAUCAUUCUUUGAAAGCAGGGUCUUGCCAAGGGCCAUGUAACAACCAACUCUCUCCUCCCACUGCAAAUUAUCUUCCUCUUUUAAUGGUCUUAAUCCUGUAUCAGCUGUGUAGGGUCUUGCCAACUGUUCAGUAUUCAACAGUAUUCAAGAGAAAUGAUUGAACUGAAAUUCCAAGGAAAAAACAUUACAGUUUAACUUCGGGUUUUAUUUGAUGCUAAACAAUAAGGACGUUUAAAAAAAAAAAUGAGUUAAAGGCAUUGUACCUCUCUGCAGGUCUGGAAGAAAACAAUCUUAAAUAAAAGAGGAAUUAUGAA